CAUAUUAAGAACAUCUUACUUACAUACAGUCCAUCUGUUUUGGGUUGCAGCUGACCAUGGAUGCUGGUCUGGUCUAUGCAGACAUCAAAUGUUCUGAGGAUUCCUCAUCUAGAAGAAGUGCAAAUUUCGUUGUUCAACAGGCAGAUCACCGAAUAUGCCCUCAUUGGCAUCGGAUUGUUCUAUGGCUUUCCUGCACUGGGAAUGUUAUCUUGAUGGUGACUGUGAUACUGAUGGGGGUUCAUGGCUUGGGUUGCAAUUCCUCAACAGCAACAAACAGAAGCCCACAAAAUCCCGAGGAAAUGACUCGAAUUUCAAAUGCACAUCAAUGCAAUCCAGAUGAAAACAAAACAAAUAGCCAAUUAGAAGCACUCAAGACUUGUCUAAGGCAACAUUUGUGUGAGGCUACAAAUGCAACAACCGAGAAUGGAUCCUGCAGUAUAUGCCCUGUAACAUGGGUUUCAUAUGAGGGCAAAUGCUACUGGUUUUCUACUUCAAUCCUGUCCUGGAUCCAAAGCCAAAAGGAUUGUGUGGCAAAAAGAGCUCGGCUAUUGGUGAUUUCUAGUACAGGAGAGCAGGAAUUCAUCCAAGACAUCAUAAAGAAUAAGGAUACAUGGAUUGGGCUCAGAUUAAAAUUGCCAGAGGAGAGAUGGAUGUGGGUCAAUGGCUCACCAUUAAACCAAACACUAUCUCAACCCUUAACGGCUGACUGUGGUAUUAUAGGAAAGAAGGGAAUCGCAUCUGAUAUGUGCAGUACAGAACUUCACUGGAUUUGUCAGAAACCGUCUGUAUUCAUCUGAGGAUUUGCAUUUAAAAAAUCCCCCUCCUCCCGUAAAUGUGGGCUGCCUUAUUCAGCAAUGGCUGUUUCACCCCAGAGCAAGGAGGUGCUAUCUGAGGAAAGAACUGCUAAAUCCUCAUACCAGCCUGUUGUAGAUGAGAAAAGAAGCGUAAAGGGAAGUAACUUCUAAAUGAAGAAGGUUUUGUGGCAUCCCCAGAAAAUAUGUGAGCCCAUAAAAAAAUCCCAUGUGCACUCCUUUCAUAUUACUUUAAAAAUAGAGUUCAAUAGAUGAAAUAGAAUAAAUUAUACUUGUAUUUUUAAAUAUAGCAUGUACAAAAAAAAAAAAAAAAGAAACCGAUGGUUACCUUUAGAGAUGUUGUAGUUGUUUUUACUGCAUCUGUUUUUAUGCUUCCCAAAGCACAGCCAUCUCCAGGUUCAGAUUUAUAAUUUCCAUCUUUCUUACUCUUCCCCCAUUAAUUUCUGAGACAGAAAAGUCUUGUUCAGGGACACCAUUAUAAAAUCAGGU
Molecule: messenger RNA, 1301 nt
Organism: Crotalus tigris (Tiger rattlesnake)
Lineage: Eukaryota; Metazoa; Chordata; Lepidosauria; Squamata; Viperidae
Product: killer cell lectin-like receptor subfamily B member 1B allele C
Exons: 6
Coding region: 57-797 (246 amino acids)
Source: RefSeq, a predicted model, not a curated record